Molecule: messenger RNA, 2112 nt
Organism: Choloepus didactylus (southern two-toed sloth)
Lineage: Eukaryota; Metazoa; Chordata; Mammalia; Pilosa; Megalonychidae
Gene: MFSD2A
Product: major facilitator superfamily domain containing 2A
Exons: 14
Coding region: 135-1724 (529 amino acids)
Biological process (GO): carbohydrate transport
Cellular component (GO): membrane
Molecular function (GO): lysophospholipid:sodium symporter activity
Source: RefSeq, a predicted model, not a curated record
UAGCCAACCCACGGGGUGUACCAGCGAGCGGCGACCGUGGCGGCGGCGGCGGCGACUAAGACGGACACCCAGGGGGAGCGGAGGCCUGCGGGGCAGAGGAGCGUCCCGGUCCCAGGCGGCGUGGCCCGCGGGUCAUGGCCAAAGGAGAGGGCGCGGAGUGCGGCUCCGCGGCGGGGCUGCUGCCCGCGGGAAUCCUGAAAGCGGGUGAACACCCGGCACCGGUGAAGAAAGAACCAAAGAAGAAGCAACAAUUGUCCAUUUGCAACAAGCUUUGCUAUGCAGUCGGAGGGGCCCCCUACCAGCUGACAGGCUGUGCCCUGGGGUUCUUCCUCCAGAUCUACCUUUUGGAUGUGGCUCAGGUGGACCCUUUCUCCGCCUCCAUCAUCCUGUUUGUGGGCCGAGCCUGGGAUGCCAUCACGGACCCCCUGGUGGGCUUCUGCAUUAGCAAAUCCUCCUGGACCCGCUUGGGCCGCCUUAUGCCCUGGAUCGUCUUCUCCACACCCCUGGCCGUCGUCGCCUACUUCCUCAUCUGGUUCGGGCCUGACUUCCCACAGGACCAGACUCUGUGGUGGUACCUGCUUUUCUACUGCCUUUUUGAGACACUGGUCACGUGUUUCCACGUUCCCUACUCAGCUCUCACCAUGUUCAUCAGCACGGAGCAGAGUGAGCGGGAUUCUGCCACUGCAUACCGGAUGACGGUGGAGGUACUGGGCACAGUGCUGGGCACAGCAAUCCAGGGACAAAUCGUGGGCCAAGCAGAUACGCCUUGUCUCCAGGACCCCACUGGCUCUGCAGUGGCCUUGGAAGGAGCCAAUCGCACACACAGCAACAUCUCACUAAGAAAAACGCAAAAUGCAUACCUGCUGGCGGCAGGAGUCAUUGCCUCCAUCUACAUCAUCUGUGCUGUCAUCCUGACCCUGGGAGUGCGGGAACAGAGAGAACCCUGUGAGACCCAGAAGGAGCCCAUGCCCUUCUUCCGUGGUCUCCGGCUGGUCAUGAGCCAUGGCCCGUAUGUCAAGCUCAUCGCCGCCUUCCUCUUCACCUCCCUGGCCUUCAUGCUGGUGGAAGGGAACUUCGCCUUGUUUUGCACCUACACCUUGGGCUUCCGCAACGAAUUCCAGAAUCUACUCCUGGUCAUCAUGCUCUCGGCCACUUUCACCAUUCCCUUCUGGCAGUGGUUCCUAACCCGGUUUGGCAAGAAGACGGCUGUGUACAUUGGGAUCUCAUCAGCAGUGCCAUUUCUCAUGUUGGUGGCUCUCAUGGAGAGUAACCUGGUCGUCACAUACCUGGUAGCUGUGGCAGCCGGAAUCAGCGUGGCAUCUGCCUUCCUGCUGCCCUGGUCCAUGCUGCCAGAUGUCAUUGAUGACUUCCACCUGAAGCAGCCCCACUCCCAUGGAACCGAGCCCAUCUUUUUCUCCUUCUAUGUCUUCUUCACCAAGUUUGCCUCUGGAGUCUCACUAGGCAUCUCCACCCUCAGUCUCGACUUUGCCGGGUACCAGACCCGUGGCUGCUCCCAGCCUGCACACGUCAAGUUGACACUGAAGAUGCUGGUGACUGUGUCCCCCAUUGUCCUAAUCCUGCUGGGCCUGCUGCUCUUCAAACUGUACCCCAUUGAUGAGGAGAAGCGGCAGCAGAACAAGAAGGCCCUGCAGGUUCUGAGGGAAGAGGCCAGUAGCUCGGGUGGCUCUGACACGGAUUCCACAGAGCUCGCCAGCAUCCUCUAGGGCCUGCCGAGGUGCCCAAAGCUACCAAGCACAGGGGCCUGGGUUACCAGGCCACACAGAGGGAUCAGAGCCUGCUCACCCGCUUGCUGGUCUCCAGGUGCCAAGGAAGGGAGCCGAAGACUCAAGAGUGAGCACUCCAGGACCCCGUCUCUGCCCACAGUGGUUUGGCCUCCUGCUGUCCCUCUGCCCGUCUACAGGGCCAAGCCCUGGGACUGCUACUGUGAAUAUGCCAAGGACUGAUGUUGGGCCUUGCCUGGAACACUAAUGUAGAAACGUUUUAUACAGAGACUAAUUAAUAACUUAAUGACCGUGUACAUAGAAAUGUAUGUGUAUGUAUAUGUCUGUGAGCUAUUAAUGUUAUUAAUUUUCAUAAAAGCUGGAAAAUGGA